Messenger RNA from Cetraspora pellucida, 211 nucleotides. NCBI's taxonomy places the organism in Eukaryota, Fungi, Glomeromycota, Glomeromycetes, Diversisporales, Gigasporaceae. The record is from the annotation of a GenBank genome assembly.
AGCUACAAUUUUGCGAUUAGAAAGAGUAAAUUGUAUAAUGGCAGACUGUUUUAUUCAAUUAGUUUGUUUAAUUGUAACUAUUUCUUAUAUACCAAAAGAAAGAGAUAUGAUUGCAUUUCAAAAUCAAUGCAUAGAAAUUGUUAACAAUCAUUGGAAUGAACUUGAAGCAGAACUAUAUAUUUUAGCAUAUAUGCUGCAUCCUGAAUAUUGA